This is a messenger RNA of Diachasmimorpha longicaudata, 5841 nucleotides long. It is a transcript of the gene chb, whose product is annotated as CLIP-associating protein 1. Gene Ontology annotation, molecular function: microtubule binding. The coding region runs from base 972 to 5453 and encodes 1493 amino acids. Gene Ontology annotation, cellular component: spindle microtubule; mitotic spindle; cytoplasmic microtubule. The transcript has 21 exons. Lineage: Eukaryota; Metazoa; Arthropoda; Insecta; Hymenoptera; Braconidae. The record is from RefSeq and is a predicted model, not a curated record. Gene Ontology annotation, biological process: establishment of mitotic spindle localization; mitotic spindle assembly.
CCCGAACUGAGCCUCUACUUUGGUCUAUCCUCUUUGCCCCGAACUGAGCCUCUACUUUGGUCUAUCCUCUUUGGUCUGGAAUUUGAAAAUUGAAAAAAAAAACACUGGUGCGCCACCAACCUUGGAAACAUCCAACUACUGCGUCCACCCAACGACAAUGAAUGUAAAAAAAAAUCAGUUGAGUUUCCCGACCAACCAAAAUGGCGGUGCUUGCGGCGAGUGUCUCGAUGGUGUCGAAUCGUUGAGGAGUUGAAAGUUUUUCAAUCCUUGAAAACUAAACAAAAAAUCUCUAAUACGUUAAUAAAACAAUUAAAGACUUUUGUCAAAUCUCAUUGAGUGCAGUGAAGUGUUAAAAACGAACGAAAAUCAGUGAAGACGCGGUUAAAUCUUUCUGGCCAGGAUCGUAGGCUUCUCGGACAAGUGAAGCCCUCAGACGAAUUCUGUGUGGCAAGGGCUCAUCAUAAAAGCCAAAAAAACCCAUCGACAUUCUCCUCGGGAAUUCUGAAGUGUCAUUUAAAAUAUUGAAAACAACCAAAUACAUAAAUAACCAAAUUUUUAUGAUAAUUUUCGUGCCUCGUCAGGUAUUGCUCGGCCCUCCUCUGUGCUUAUCACCAGUGUUUAUAAACUUCUUGGUGCCUCCACAAACUCUGUCACAAUUAUUUAUAAUUAAUCAGCCAAGUUCGUUGGCACAUUACCAUUGUCGUCGUUAACACGCCAUCUUAACCUUUUCCCAUUUAUUCCUUUUGGAUCCAUUUAUUUUCGUAAAUGAUUCAGUGAUUCUGCAACUCAAGUUACGUACCCGUAGUUGAUUGUAGACUACGUGAGGAUCAUGUUUGCACUUGGGAUGGGCCAAUGACCGGCUCUGGGGGAGGACUAUAAAAUAACGAAUUUCUGCGUUUCUUUAGUCGUUGAAAAGAUUGAACGUUUUCCAGAAGUUGAAAAUUACAAUUCGGUAGUGAAUUGUUCUCAGCAUGGCUUUGAACCCACGAGACAUGGAUGGCUUCAUGCCCCUGCUGUCCACUUCGGACAUAAAAACGAAGAUGACAGUGGGUAAUAAUUUGUUGAAUUACCUCAGCGAUCCUAAUAACAGCAUCGAGUGCCAGGACAUCGGGUUGUUUAUUGAUAAUGUCAUCUCGUGGCUGCACAACGGCAAUGCCAAGAUUGUCCAAAAUGGUCUCGAAAUAUUGACUCAGAUAGCGGACAGAAUGGGGCAUGACUUUCGCCCUUAUCUUACGACAAUCAUCCAGCCGACAAUUGACAGAUUGGGUGAUAGCAAAGACACAACCCGCGAGAAGGCACGAUUGGUGCUGUUGAAGCUGAUGGAGAAGGGAAGCAUGACACCACAGCAGCUUCUUGACAAACUCCACACUGCAUUCAGUCAUAAAAAUGCGAAACUGAGGGAGGAGUCCCUUAUUUUACUCAGUACCACACUUGAUGAACAUGGUGCGGAUGAUAUGGCCUUGUCUGCAGUGAUCCCCAGCAUUGUCAAAUUACUUUCAGAUCCAAAUGAAAAAGUACGGGAAACUGCUGUCACUACAGUUGUUAAUAUUUACAGACACGUUGGUGAAAAAUUUCGAAAUGAUUUGCAGCGAAAACACAAUUUACCACAAGCUAAAAUGCAACUUUUGGUGGAGAGAUUCGAGCAAGUGAAGGCUGAUCACGAUUUUAUGCCGAUGGUGACGAAUUUUGAACUUGGAAAAGAACAUGACGAACCUGACAGAGCUAUUAAAUCAGCACCAGUCAAACGAGUAAAAAGUGUGCUCCAAAAGAAGAGCCAGUUCGGACCAGCUUCGAAGCUGCCAUCAGUGGGAGGAGCUGGUGCGAUUGACGAGGAAACCUUUCUCACUGCGUUUGAGGACGUUCCUAGUGUUCAUUUAUUCUCCCCACGUGACCUCGAGGAUCAAAUCAAGGUGAUUCGAGAGACUAUUGGUGAUGACAAGAAAGACUGGAACCAAAGAAUUGAUAGUUUGAAAAAAUUACGUGGCAUCCUCUUGGCUGGUGGUGCGAAUAAUGAAAACUUCAUGGAUUUAUUGAAGAGUUUGCAAAAUAGUUACGAGGGUGCAAUUACAGACUUACGAUCCCAAGUUGUCAAAGAGGCUUGCAUAACCCUUGCAUUUCUGAGUCGGCACCUCAAGAACAAAUUUGCUGCUUUUAUAGAGGGUUUGCUAGGGCCUCUCAUGAAUCUCAUACAAAAUAGUGCUAAGAUUAUGGCGACAUCGGGAGCUGUCGCUCUCAGGUUUAUCUUGCAGAACACUCAGAGUAGUCGCUUCAUUCCCAUUAUUUCCGCCUCAUUAUCUAGUAAGAGUAGGGACAUCAGGAGAGCAGCUUGUGAAUAUAUUGCCCUGAUGCUGCAAGGCUGGCCUACGACACUCCUUCAGAAACAACUGAAAAUCCUUCAGGAGACGAUUGGGAAGGGGGUAGCGGAUUCCGAUGCAGAGGCUAGAGUAUUUGCAAGGAAAGCAUAUUGGGCAUUUCGAGAUCACUUCCCCGAUCAAGCGGAGGCACUUUUGAACACCAUGGACAGCAAUUGCAAGCGUACAUUAUUAUCACAGAGCAACAGUGGGAGCGUAAACAGUCUCAACGCAGUCACCCGAACCUCUUCAAUACCUCCUAGACCUACCAGACCCGCCAUGAGUGCAGCAGGCAGCACGGAAAAUCUUCAUCAGACUCAAAGUCCACCACAUGGGCCACUGAAAAGGACACCAUCACUGCCACGUUCUUAUCGUCAGUCUGGAAUUCCAGUACUCCAAAGACCAACUGACAAUUACUGUCGCGUAUCGCCAGGACCUCGGUCUAACAGUGCUAUUGACCUGAAUGCCGCAAGGAGAGCUCAAGCGAGAGCUCUGUAUGGUAAUCUCAACCGCAACAAAGUCACUUCCCAUAAUGACCAUCAGAAUAGACAAGCUCGGUCAGUGCGGCCAUUGGACUCGGCAGUCCCUGCGAGUCCUGAGAGAAGUGCCAGAACUAAAACCAGAGUGUCAGGGGUUUCUCAAUCUCAACCAAGUAGUAGGUCAUGUUCGCCGUCAUCAAGGCUCAGUUAUGCAACGUAUAACCGGGAUGGGGACUCACUAGUUCCUAGGCCACGAAGACUAUCGGGCCAAGGAAUGAGAAGUUCAGAGAACAGUCGUGACCCAAGUCCCCAGAGAUUUGGAAGUUUAGCGUCAAAAUUAAGAUGUCCAACUUCCAGGAGUAGGAAUGUCUACGCAUCUCCAAGGGCACCAGUUAUGGCCGAGAAGAUGCUCCAACGUUCGAGAGAGGCAGAAUCAGCUCUGGCUGAUGCUCUAUCUUUCGAUACCAAUGAUCAUCAUCACUCGAGGUCCCAGCGAAAAGGGGAUCACAGUGACGAAAGUGAAACCAGCAGUAUAUGCUCGGAGAGAAGUAUGGAUAACUUCCGGAGACCUAGUGACUCGUACUCGUGGAGCGGUUCACAGCAGAGACUCUACCGGGAUCUGUGGGAGCCUUCAGUUCCAAAGGACAUCAAAGAAAUAAUAGAAUACUGCAAUAGAAAGCACUGGGGCGAGCGCAAGGAGGGCCUCAUAGAUCUCCAACAAUUUUUAUCCAACGGUAACACCUUAUCAGCGACUGAGUUACGCAACAUAACCGACAUAUUCACAAAAAUGUUCAUGGACUCGCACACAAAAGUCUUCAGUUUAUUCUUGGAUACGUUGAACGAACUCAUAGUGACCCACCACGAAGACUUGGGUGAUUGGCUCUACGUUCUCUGCACGAAAUUACUGAAUAAAUCGGGAACAGAUUUAUUGACAUCCAUUCAAACGAAGAUCAACCGGACCCUCGACGUUAUUCGGGACUACUUCCCAGGGGAGCAGCUUCUGCCCUGUAUAAUGCGUUUUCUCACCGAUCCAACUCAGAAGCCAAAUUCUCGUGUGAAAACCUCGACCCUAAAUUUCCUGACCCACGCAGCAGAGUCAUCGGACCCAUCAGCUCUCAAUUCAUCCUGCAAGUCAGCGCUAGUUCGCCUCCUGGAUUGGACGAACGACGUCAAGUCCCAGGACGUUCGUCGUCACGCCCAGGAGUCUGUCAUUGCCCUAUACAAUCUCAAUCCCCCUCAGUUCCCCAUGAUCCUGAAUGAACUCCCCCAACUGUAUCAGGACAUCGCAAUGCCCAUCAUCCAGACGCACCUGCGACGCUCGUCAACAUCAGCCUCUGCUUCAGCUUCAGCGUCAGCCUCGACCUCGACACCAGCUUCACCAAACACUCAUCUCCCCACGAAACACUACUACACACCCCCCUCUCCCCUGAAGACACCCCACCGACCCCUAGAGAGUGCCAACUGCCUCGACAACUCCCAUGACGACGAGAGUCUCAACGCAGAGGAAUUCUACAAGUCCCUGAGGAAGACAACAGCGGAAAUUCAGAACUUCAGCUUCGAGAGAAUGGAGGGAGCUGCCACCUCCAAGGAUUCGGGUAUAUCAAACAUGGCGGACGUUGAGGAGAGAAUUGAGUGCUUGACAAUGUCCAAUUCUGGAAGAUCAUCGUCAGUCUCCUCACCCACCCAGAGGAUGAGAUCAGUCAGCUCGACGAUAGUCAAUGGCAAUGGCAGUGACACAAUUGCUGGUGAUCUGAUUCUCCCCAACAGAAGAAAUAAUGGACUGAUGGACGCCGCGGACGGUGGUGGCAGUGCUGGCAGCUGUCCAAGGGGACCUGAGUUUUUCAACAAGAGCUUGAGACUGUUACAGAGUGACGUUGAACCUGCUGAAAAAGCCAGUGUACUUCAGGAGUUCCAGAGCUAUGUCCGAGGGGAUGGGGCACAGUAUAUCAAACUCCAAUUCAAAAAAUUCCUCAAGACAAUGCUGGAUCUCCUGGCGACUAAUAAUAAACCUCUGGAGAUCGAAGUGUUGAAGACACUCGUUGAAAUGCUGAGGUGUAAGGAGCUCCUUGACAAUUUCCAGCCUUAUGUUGAGCUACUUGUCAUCAAGGUGCUGGAUGAGCAUAAACCUGAUGCUUAUGAUCCUAAUUCGGGGAGCCCCAGACGAGGAGGACAUGGGGCUACUGUUGGCUCAACGAAGCCUCUACAGCUGCUCAAAGCUGCCGAGGAUUGUGCUGCUGUGAUAGCCACUGUAUUGCCUCCUUCUCAUAUUAUUCAUCUGGCUCUACCGACCAUUCAGACAGAGCCAUUUCCAAGAAAUGUCGCUGCCAUUAAAAUGAUACAGAAUCUUGUUGAGCAUGGAGGAAAAAAUGCCAUCGAGGGACAGUUGGAUGGCAUUAUGAACACAUUGAUGCUGGCUUACGACAACAACGAAAGUGUGGUGCGCAAGGCCUCUGUUUUCUGCAUGGUAGCGAUUCAUGCAGCAAUAGGCGAGGAGGCCUUUGAGCCAUACAAAAAAAAUCUCUACGGUGGUAAGCUGAAGCUUCUGAAUAUUUACAUUCAAAAGGCCCAGGAGGCGUCCAGCAGUCAAUCGUCAAGUCCACGCAGUAAUCACAGUAGAAAUUAACUAAGAACAAGCGCCGCGACUCUACGUGUUGCAAUAUUAAGACGUUUCUCGCGUAUGCAACAGAGACAUCGAUUGUUACUGCUAAAAUUCAAUUGGUAAACAGAAAAAAAAAUGUUUAAAUAAAGAUCAAUCAAGAAGCAGUUGUUGAUUAGAAAGCCGCUUUUGCGCCCAAAAAUAUGUAUACAAUACAAUAAUAACAGCAGAGCGAGAGAGAGGAGGAGAUGGAGGUGAUAAAGAAAAAAUGUAAAUAAAGAAGAAAAAACAUGUUUUUAAUUGAGUCAAAGCGCAUUUCCCGGUGAAUUUGCGUCCAAUUAAUUUAUUAUCAGUCUAUUAACGAUCGUAAUGCUUUCAUUUUUCAGUAUCAAUAAAUCAUUAAUAAUUUCGUCGA